AUGGGUAGUAUAGGAAGUAAUAAAUGGAUAUGUCUUUUAAUCAUAGGUUGUGCAUUAACUGUCGGUGUCAUCGAGGCAGCUGCAGAAACAACGAAACUAACUGCGAAAGAUGCCACGAAAGAUAAACGACAAAUCGAUAGACAAGGUGUGGUUACGAUCGGAGGCUCGGCGAGCAAUUCGCCACCCCGCUUCUAUAACAGUCAUGCGGGACCCGUGCAACAAGAAGCGCAAGACACGCCGACAUAUGUCACGCCAAGGAACGGGAAAUCAGCGCAUUAUCGAGGACCUCCGCCGCCGCCGCAGCCACAGCAACAAGAGUUACCUGAAGAAUACUUGAAGUUAUUGCAACAAUUGUCGAUUCAGCAAGCUCAACAGCAAUUUGCUCAAGCACCUGUUCGUCAACCUGAAAGAGCUCCAAAUGCCAAGCCAAGACGUAUUCAAGCACAGCGUCCCGUUGAACAGCAAUACUUCAAUGCUCAACCAAGUUUGCAAGCAGAGCCCGGAGUUCAAUACAUCACCGAAGAGGAAUAUCAGAGAUUAUUGGAGAACCAAAAGCAAUACGAAGCAGCUCAGCAAUCGCAGCAUGUGAAUUUCCCGAAUCACAUUCCAGGACCAAUUGCUCCUCAACAAGAAGGAUUAGGAAGUUUCCGAUUGCCUCAAGGAAAAAUUCCUGCAGCUUUCAGCAAAUAUUCGCAAGCCCAACAUCUCUCACGUCCCUUGACUGAUUUCGAUAAGGAACUUGCUUUGUUGGUUGAAUCAAACAAACCUGUUGUUCAUCAAGGUCAACCUUUGCCUCGUCCUUCGUCGCUGAAACAAUCUCAAGUUGUCCAAAUCCCUCAACGUCAUAACGAACCAAUUUACGCUCCUCAGCAUUUGCCUCCUCCGCAAAAUAUUCGUUACGCUGCCCCAGCAAACAUUCAGUAUACUCCUCAAAAACAAACUCAACAACAAUCCCAAAAGCCUCCUCGCUUUGAAAGCCCGGCACAUCGUUAUCAAUUAUUGUCUUAUGCUCCUCAGCAACAGCAAGCUCAAUCUCAAGUGCCUCAACAACCAAUUCGUCCCGAUUUCGCAGAUCCUCAAAUCCAAUUCUAUUUCCCCAAAGAGAAAGACAUUCAAACGCAGCAUCAACCGCAAUAUCAAGAAGUGCCUCAGCAUCUGUUAUACGAAACACAAGGCGUCAUGAAGGUUGUUGAUCCUCCGCAAUUGCAAUAUCAACCGCAAGAACCCCAGCAACAUCGACCUUCGUCGAAAUAUCAAUCCGCAAAGAAACCACAGCAAGCUGCUUUGCAAUCAAGUCAAUCUGUGCAACAAGAAACACAACGACCCAGCAAUACGCCAACGAGAUCUCAAAUCUAUGUCUCACGUACGACGCAAGGACCUCCAAUUCCGAAUCAACCACAGCCCGCUCAACCAACGCCUUCAUCGCAGCAACAGGAGAAACCUAAAUUGCCGCCAUUGAAAAUCGAUCCUAAUCGCCCCUUGACCCAAGAGGAAUUCCAAAAACUCGUCGAUCAGGGAUACAAUGUUGUGCCAGUUCCUGUUCCCGUUCCUUAUCCAGUUCAUAUCAACGUUCCCGAAACUGAACAAGACAGAAAGCAAUCUCAACAACCAGAAGAUCCCCAACCUUCACAAUCACAGAGACAAUACUUCUCACAGUCAAGCCGCCCAAGACAUCAUUCUCCCGCUUACAGAUAUGGGCAACAAACCGCUAGCGGCUCGAGAAACGUUCCAACGUACUUACAGCCCGUUUUGAGUCAAGAUGGCUCGUAUGCAGGAAUUCGCGGUCCAAGCUCUGUCAAAAAUUAA
Molecule: messenger RNA, 1806 nt
Organism: Culicoides brevitarsis
Lineage: Eukaryota; Metazoa; Arthropoda; Insecta; Diptera; Ceratopogonidae
Exons: 4
Coding region: 1-1806 (601 amino acids)
Source: RefSeq, a predicted model, not a curated record